This is a messenger RNA of Drosophila busckii, 3272 nucleotides long. Its product is annotated as multiple epidermal growth factor-like domains protein 10. Lineage: Eukaryota; Metazoa; Arthropoda; Insecta; Diptera; Drosophilidae. The record is from RefSeq and is a predicted model, not a curated record.
AUGGCUGGACGCGUGCUGAGUUUAAUGUGCUUGAUGCUGGCGCAUUUGGCACUCAGCAGUGGCUCCACGAAUUGGACAUGUUUGCCCAAACUGGUGAUAACAACUAAGCAGAUAAAACAGCAAGUGGAACAUAUAGUGACGAGUCCAACGGGCGAGCAAACAAAGCGUCUAAUAUGGGAGGAGCAAGAGGUGCCCAUACCAGAGGUGACGGACUCGGAUGUAGCGAGCUGUAAGCCCAAGUGUGAGCCCAAGUGCAGUCUUCAUGCGGAUUGUGUGCGAGGCGAGCAGCCCAGCUGCAAAUGCUGGCCAGGAUAUAAGCCAAGCUAUAAGCAGAAUAGGCGCAUGCGUUGUGAGCCCGAAUGCAAUGAGAAUUGUGGAGAGCACACGGUGUGUCUUAAGCCUGGCGCUUGUGUUUGCCUGCAGGGCUAUGAACGCGUCGCCAAUGGAAGCAACUGCCAGCCCAUAUGCAAGCAGGAAUGCGGCAGCAAUAAGCACUGUGCAGCGCCAGAUCAAUGCAAAUGCAACAGCAAGUUUGUGGAGAACGAACUGGGCGCAUGCCAGCCGGCUUGCAAUCACAGAUUGUGCGGCGCCAAUGAGCAGUGUGUGGGCCCCGAUAAAUGCGAAUGCAAGCCAGGAUUUGAACGCAAGCAGCAGACGUGUGUGCCGAUUUGCAAGGAUGGGUGUGGCCCACAUGAGCAGUGUGGCGAGCCUGGAGUCUGUGAGUGUGUGCCGGGCUAUGAGAAGCAGCGAGCGGGAGAGCAGUGUCAACCCAUUUGCAGUCAAGGCUGUGGAGCACAUGGCUUCUGCGCUGCGCCAGACAGAUGCCAAUGCAAGCAGGAUUACCACAAACGGAGUGGCGAUUGCGAACCCAUUUGCAACACUGGCUGCGGCAAGAAUACGCUGUGCCGCGAUCCAGGCGCAUGUGUCUGCCAAGACGGCUAUGAGCGUCCAUAUGGCAGCGAUGACUGUGAGCCCGUUUGCACCCCACUCUGCACCGCCAAUGCCCAUUGCGUCGCUCCCAAUCAUUGCGUCUGCCAUGAAGGGUAUCAGUUCAACCAGACGCGCCACUGCGAGCCUGUAUGCGCGCCCAAGUGCGAGGCCCACAGCUACUGCCAGCUGCCGGGUGAGUGCGCCUGCCGGGACGGCUACCUGGGCGAAGGCAAUCACUGCCAGCCGUUCUGCAGCAAGGAGUGCGGCGACAACAGCUAUUGCCUGGCUCCCAACCAAUGCGAAUGCGUUGCCGGCUAUACGUCCACGGAUCCAAGCAAGCGCAACUGCUCCAGCAAUACGCCACUGUGGCUCAUCAUAGUCAUCGCUGUCGUCAGCCUAUUGGUCGUGAUUGCCAUCAUAUCGUUCAUAGUGUUUGUUGUCUCCCGACGCGAGGUCGAAAUGUCCUAUUCGACGCAGGUGGACACAGACUUGCCUCAAGGUCACGAUAAUUCAACAUACUUAAUCGUUACAUAUUUGAAAAACGAUUUUGGAAAUGUGUCGCCGCAAGUUCAUGAAUGGUGGAGCAGAUUCGACAGAAAGUAUUCAAUUCAAAACUUUUGGAAACCAAGGACCGCCUAUAGAACUGAGAUCGAGCACUAUUGCUGUCCUGGCUACACAGGCUCAACCGAAAAUUGUCAGCCCGUCUGCUCUGACGGCUGUGGUGCUCACAGCUUCUGCGUAGCGCCAGGUCAAUGCGCCUGCAUGGCGGGCUAUGGAUCCAACGCCGGCGACGACUGUUUGCCCCAGUGUAGCGUUGGAUGUGCCGCGCACAGUUUCUGUGCUGCACCCGAUCGAUGUGACUGCGAGCCAGGCUAUGCGUUGACAGCAGGCACUUGCCAGCCCAUUUGCACUGGAGGAUGUGGCAGCCACAGCUACUGCCAAGCGCCGCAGCUGUGCGUCUGCGAGGCGGGCUAUGCAGCAGACGCGGCAGGCGCCUGUCAGCCGCAAUGCGCGCCCUCCUGUGGCGCCCACAGUCGCUGCAGCAAGCCCAAUGUGUGAGUGGCCUGGAGGGCUAUGCCGCUGCGUUCGGAUGGCAGCUGUCAGCCAGUUUGCAACGAGAGUUGUCCAGAGCACAGCAGCUGCCAAGCGCCGCAGCAAUGCGGCUGCGUGGCUGGCUAUGUGGCCAAGGGCGAGCUGUGCGUGCCGCAAUGCGAUCAAGAGUGCUACGAUUAUGCGCAGUGUGUGGCGCCGAACACUUGCGAAUGCUACAGCGGCUACGAGGAGUCGGAGCUGGAGCACAAGUGUGUGCCCAAGUGCAGCCAAGGCUGCAGCAACGGCUACUGCUAUCAGCCCGAGGUGUGCGCCUGCAACAGCGGCUACCUCAUGGGCCCCAACAACACUUGCGAGCCGCAGUGCAGCAAAAGCUGCGUGCACGGCCAUUGCCACUCGCCCGAUAUCUGUGAAUGUGAGCCUGGCUAUCGCUUUGCUGCCGGCUCCCAGCAUAUAUGUGAGCCCAUUUGCGAGCCAGCGUGCCAGCUCGGCGACUGCGUAGCGCCCCAGACCUGUCUCUGUCACCUGGAGCACGAGCCCACGGCUACUGCGCACAUUUGCCAGCCCAGCUGCCAAGUGAACUGCAUCAACAGCAGCUGUGUGGCGCCCGCUCAGUGCGCUUGCUGGCCGAACUAUGUGCCACUCACUGCUACAAGCUGCAGACCCAACUGCAGUCAGGGCUAUGAGUGGACCUAUGCGGGCUGCCAACUGCUCAGCACAACAACUGAGCUCACCACUGAGCUGCCCACUGAGCUUACCACAGCAUCAACUGAGACUAGCACACUUCAAGCCCUCAACUUGAACUGCACCAGCAGUUGCCAUUGCUGGCAUGAGCUCAAUGAUGCCUCUGCUCUGCCCAAGUGCGCGCAUGUUUGCCAGGAUGAGUACGAUCAGCCUUGCCUGGACUUUGCUGCAUGCCACUGCGAUCUGCUGACACAACAGUUGCUUUGCCUGGAGCCUGCGCAGCCGCAACUCAAACGUUAUGUCUGCAAAGUGCCAGCCAAGGCUUUGGACAAGGCCACUCAAGAGGCUGCGCUCAACGCCACCAAGGCCAAGCCGACUGCUCCCAAAUGGCCCUUGAUUGUUGCCUGUGCUGUUGGCCUACUCGCGCUGCUUGUCAGCCUGGCCAGCAUUAGCCACUACUAUCUGAAGCAUCGUCGAGCUCAGCAAGAAAUCAAUCAGCUUACGACUGCACUUAGCAUUUCCCAUUACGAUAAUGAGCUUUAACCUUUUACUUUACAUACCCCCCCAAUGCAGUUUUAUAAAAUGCAAUUUAUAAAAUAUUGAUCUGG